This is a messenger RNA of Leishmania mexicana MHOM/GT/2001/U1103, 4305 nucleotides long. RefSeq lists its product as hypothetical. Gene Ontology annotation, cellular component: plasma membrane. Gene Ontology annotation, molecular function: calcium-activated cation channel activity. NCBI's taxonomy places the organism in Eukaryota, Euglenozoa, Kinetoplastea, Trypanosomatida, Trypanosomatidae. The record is from RefSeq and is a predicted model, not a curated record. The coding region runs from base 1 to 4305 and encodes 1434 amino acids. The transcript has a single exon.
AUGAGCACCCCCAGCCCCCUCCCCCCCAAUGCCAAGUACGAUGACCAGGGCAUCUACCUAUCGUUCAUCGCCGGCGGCAUCCUGCUCGCCGUGCUUGGUGGGUGCAUGGCAUUCCUCAGCUACACCCCCAUCCUGUGGAUCAAGCGGUUCUAUCGACCGAACCAUACCGUAGAGCCAACGCCGCUCACUAGAGCUGCCUCUGCGACAGCCGUCGCGGCGGCGCGGCGUGUGGCGCAGGGAGGCGUGCCCAAUGUAUCGCCGCCGUCCUCGCCGCUCACGGAAGUCAUCUUCGCAGAGCACACAGUACGCCCGCACGGUCGCCAUGGCCACGCCGUCACGCGACGCAAGCGGCUUGGCAUCAGCCUACCGUACCUAUCCACCUUCUUCAUUCGGCCAACGUGGCAAGACUGGAUCAGCAUCGAGGAGCCGUCGCUGCGCGACCGGAAAUGCAGCGCCCUCUCGCCGGUGCACUACGAGACUCCCACGCUACCGACGCGGCAGACGAGCGAUCGGUCCUUCGUACCACUGCAGGUGCCGCCCUACCCCGCGCAUCGCCGCCGAAACGGAAGUCGCGCUGCUCAACCGGGGUCAGAGGGCUACGGCCAAGACGGAGCCUCACCUGCAGCGGGCUCCCCGGACUUCUCCCCCCGACACAGACCCUCACUGCGUUCUUACGGCGCCCUGGAAGAGUCAUGGGAUCAGACGAGCUUACCCGGCACCUCUGACGGCGCGACGGCGUCCUUGCAGGCGUUGCCCAAGACCGCCGUCGACCCCCUCGUCGCCGUCUAUCUCUUCACCCUGAAGUUCUUCUUCUCCCUCAUGUUCCUCGGCGAACUCUUCACUGUGUGGAUCAUGGUGAUCGCUCAGAAAGAUAAUUACAUGGAGCGCACUCUCAUCCAGCGCGACAUCCACGACUGCAAAAGCCAAGACAACGACACGGUGGGGUGCGAGCUGCGCAAGCCGUACUGCUACUACCGCGGCGACGGCCUCGGGUGCGGCGUAGUGGCGCUGCACGGCCUCUACGACUUGACGGUUCUGAACAUCAGCCCACGCAGCCAGCGGUGGAUGUGGGUGGGGGUGCUGAACCUCUGCUUCUGCGUAGUUCUCGUCUUCCUCACUCUCCUGUACCUUAAGAAAGUGGGGAAGUAUGCGGAGGCCGUGAUGGCGAACCAGAUGCGCCACGCGCUCGGCUACCGUGUCGUGUGCGUUCGCGGGCUCGACGCGACCAACGUCUGCACCGACCGCGCAUUUCGGGAGGCAUUUCUUCGGCUCUCCGUCUACUUCCCGCAUGCGUCGCCAUCCCCCUCCGCGUCGGACUCGCUGGCGGCGACGGCGGCAGCAACAAGCCCCAGCAUCGGAGCCCACCGGCGGCGUGGCGGGGGCACGGGCAAUUCACCGGCGCGGCGCGACAACACCAACGGCUUUGAUGUGGAGAGUGACAGUGAGGCCAGCUACCUUGUGUGCGACUUCCCGGGGCUAAACUGCCUCUUCUCCACCGCUGGCAUGCACUACUACGUGGUUCGCCGAUCCGACGCCACCUUCACGGAGCCGGAGAACGUGGAGCAGAUUUUGAUCACACGUGAACCGCCGCUCGGAACGCUUGAAAUCAUCGCCGAAACGGAGGCGGCCAUGGCCAACUUGCAGGAAGCCAUCGCAGACGAGAAGGCGCUGCAGCGUCGCCAGAGGCUGCGGCAUGCGACACGGGCAUCUGCCACGAUGUGGCGAGGCCGCCGCAGCCUCCGCGGUGCUCGGUUCCCUCCAGGGCGAACGGCAAGCGUGGUGGUGAGCAGCAAUGACGUCAUCUUUGAAGACGUGGCAGCGCGGCACAACAGCCAUGCAGACGACAGGAGGGAGGCCGUGCUGAUGAUGCGCGCCCCGUUUCCAUCCUGCUGCGACAAGAUGCCGGCCGUGCCGUACUACGAGGCUGUCUUCUUCCGCUGUGUGCGCAACAUGAACAUGGCACUGGAGCGGGUGCCGCAGCAGCAAGUCGCCGGCGCCGCCUUUGUCGUCUUCAAGAACUCGCUGUGUGCGCACGAGUUCAUGCAGCUCUUCACAGCUCGCUUUGGCGGCCUCUUCUCAUCUUUGACCGCCACCAUUGCCGGGCCGCCGGGCCGCAUCUUCCAGAGCAGCCUCACCGCCGGCCGCUGCGCGCUCUGGUUGCGCUUCGUCUUCAUCUUUCUGCUCUACGUCCUCCUCCUCCUGACCUGGUCCAUCCCGAUCAGUAUCCUGGGCUCGCUGGAGCAGCUGUCAGAGAUUUCAAGCAUAGCGGUGCUGCGAAAGUACUCCGAACUGCCGAAGUGGAUGCGGUCGUUGAUCAAUGCCUACCUGCCCGUCGGCGCGCUCGCCCUCCUCAACAUUGCCCUGCCGCAUAUUAUCCGUUUCCUGGUCCGCGCGAUGGGCGCCUUCAACCGCGCCGAGUGCGACGGCGGUCAGCUCUACAUGCAGUACGUCUUCAUGGUCGUCACGGCUGUCAUCUUCCAGGCCGCCUUCCAAGGCGCUGUGAGCCGCCUCGCAGACCUGCUCGCCAAGCCCGACCAUGACGCGAUCAUCAACUUCUUCGUCUCCUGCAUCUCGCCCAGCAACGGCUACUUCUACGCCAAGGUCAUCACCGCCACGUGCCUCUCCACGUGGGUUGACCUGCUUGACCCCGUAGGAAUUCUGAAGGUGCUGCUCCUCCGCGGGCGGGCGCACAUCCAGCGCAACUACGACGCCCUCUUUCUCCCCUGCGAGUUCGAGUUCCCGCGGCUGCUCAGCUUCGACUUGAUGGUGCUUUCCAUGGGGCUUCUCUUCCACAUGACAGCGCCGCUGCUUGGCCUCCUCGUCGUCUGCUACUUUCUUGUGCGCUACUGGAGUCAACGCGCAAAGCAGUGCGACCGCUAUCGCCCCACCCUGUCCCCAGCGCACGACUGCACCGACUUUGGCGUGGCGGCGCAGGUCAUCCGCUGCGUCAUGUGGUUGUACUGCUUUUCCGAGACGUGCGGCGUGCUCCUCAUGACCCUCCGCGCCCACAGGGGCGGCGUCGUCAUGUGCUCGCUGGCGCUGGGCACAGGAGUGGGACUGACAAUUUACGUCUACUUGCAGACCCGCAAGUGGACGGCGUCGCUGGCGAACGCGCGACACUUUGCGCGGAACGCCCAUCACUUCUAUAGCCAGCACGCGGUCCAGCAGGCGACGUCGGCGCCGACAGUGACAACGCCACUACGGGCUUUCCCGUCCAAGCGCGCCGCAGAGGUGUCCGGUGGCAACGCAGGCACGAACCCUCACGCAACACCCCCAUCCUUGUCGGCUAACCCACCGGCUGGCGUUGCGGCCACCGACGCCUCCCCCUCUCACUUGUAUGCCGGCUCCGAAGACCCGUACGAGAGCGAAGACGACGUAGCUGAGCAGCGAGGCAGCCCCAACACUCGCAACAGCGUCGUGCAGGAAGAGGGUGCCCUCGACCGCUACGAGAACGUCACACUGCAGCAGGUUCUCUUCGACGCCACGCGGAACCCCUUCCUGAGCCACCUGCUGCCUCGUAAGCCGGGGCUGACCAUGCGCUACCAGCCGAAGCACCAGCGGCUUGCGGUCAUCAACGCUGCGGCUGAGCUUCGAGCGAUGAAGAACACGGACUUCGUGGUGGAGCGGUACUGGGACCGUGAGAUGACAUGGUUUGAGGAGGAUGCAGGUGUGUAUAGGGACCUCGACAUGGACGAUGAGUACGUCAGCGAGUACAGGUACGGUGACAUGGCGGAUCUCGACAGCAACGACGGCGACGACUCCAAUCAAGGCAGGGGCGAUGCGCUCCACCCAAUGCACACGCAGCUGAUGGACGGCCAUGAUGUAUCGCCAACUCAGGUCUCUGCCGCGGUGCCGCCAAGCGUGAAGAGCGGGCUGCGCACGGCGGCCACCGUGUUGACAACCGAUCUUUCCAGAGUCGUGCCGGACAACACUAGGCAGCAGAAAACGGCUGUUGUGGCGACGUUCAUGCCCGUGGCGGCCGCCGCGGAGAAUGCGCAAGGCGGUGCGGUAAAUCACAAGCUGACCUAUGCGAGCACGCCCACGGUGGUGACAGCCGCGCACAGCCACGAGGGUAGCAGUGGUGCUCCGGAUCGCCGCUACGCCUCCACCCUGCCGCCACCGCCGCCACUGCGCAGCUACGAGGAGCAGCGAGCCGAUGAUGAGUCGGCACAGUCACUGCUGCAGACGCGCUUGCAAUGCAGUGACCCAUCCCCGCCGCACACAACGCUGGAGGCCAACGACAUCCUCUGCGUCGUGACCGAGCCAGUCAUGUCCAACGACGAGCCACCGUCUCCGACGGGGUAG